UCAUUUUCUCUUCUAAUUCUUGCGCUGAUUUCUUCAAAACUCUUCUUGUGCUGUUUCUCUCUACUUCUUCUAAGAAAGAAAAAAAAAUAUGGGAAUUUCAUGGAGUAAAAGGCAUCAAAAUCAUCACAUCCACCACCCACCUCCUCAGCCGCCGCCGCCGUCUUCUUCUAUUGCUCCGCCCUUUCCUUCUCAUUCUCCACCACCACCACCUCCCCACCCAACCUACUCCUUUCCUGCAACUUCAACAACUCCUCCCCCCUCCCGAAACCCUUAUCCUUUACUAACCCCUCCUCCCCAACCCAACUACCCGCCUCCGUCCAAUUCUUACUACCAUUUUAAUUUUAGUCAGUCCAGUUAUGGUACUAGGCCUGUAGUCUGUCAUAAUCAUUAUCCUCCUUAUUAUCAUCCUCAAAGUAAUAACGGAUGGGGUGGGUUUCGGCCUCCGCCGCCUCCUCCACCGCCAAUCCCGGCGGUGCCGUAUGUCGAUCACCAAAAUGCAAAGAAGAUUAAGAAUGAUGUUAAUGUUCAUAAGGAUACUAUAAGGGUUCAAGUUGAUGAGUUCAAUAAGGAUUUCCAUUUGGUUUCUUUUACUUUCGAUGCUCUUGUUGAUGGAAGUAUCACCAUUUUCUACUUUGCUAAGGAAGGGGCCAACUGCAAAUUCAGUCCAAUAUAUCCUGAAAUGAAGCCUGUUCAAAUACCAUUUAAAAAAGGACUAGGCCAAAAGUUUUGCCAGCCUUCUGGAACUGGAAUUGACCUGGGCUUUUUUGAUGUCAAUGACCUAUCAAAGCCACUCCAAGGAGAAGAAAUUUUCCCUCUUGUUAUAUCAGCAGAGUCAUGUCUUCCAUCUACACCACCGGAUGAGAAGUAUGAUGGGCAAUCACUGGAUAAAUCUCUCCAUUCACAGAUAACUGAAGCUGUGCUAGUGAAGAAUAAUGAGGAUCAUUUUCAAGUGAAAGUGAUCAAGCAGAUUUUGUGGAUUGAAGGAGUUCGCUACGAGUUGCGAGAGAUUUAUGGGAUCAGCAAUUCGGAGGAAACUAACGUCAAUGAUGAGGAGUCAGGAAAAGAAUGUGUAAUUUGCAUGACUGAGCCGAAAGACACGGCAGUUUUGCCAUGUAGACAUAUGUGUUUGUGCGGUGAGUGCGCCAAAGAACUGAGGCAUCAAUCAAAUAAGUGCCCCAUAUGCCGCCAACCCAUUGAGGAACUUCUGGAGAUUAAGGUCAACAAAGCGGCAUCAUAAGCUGGGAUAUUGACAAGCCAGAAUUGUAUCAAGUCCAAGGUUUGUGUUUUUGGUCUACUAUUCAGCUUGUGAUUUUAUAGCACAGAGAUUGUACAUAAUGCAGUGAAUAAUACCAAGUUUUUGUCAACAUUUUCACCUUUUUGUUAAAGGAAAGCUGUAGACUAAUUAUCUCUUCCCUUUAUUUGUUGAGUUAAAUUGCUUGAGGACAGAGGACCCCAUUGUCUUUCCUCUUUUUAUUUUCUUUUGCAUUUCCCGUUUUCAUAUGUGAUGGAGAAAAAGUGGGUGGGAAUAUUUGUACUGCAAGUAAAGUGGAGAAAAAAGCAGAUGAAGAAUCUAGGCUUUGGCUCUACUAGGAUUUUGAGAAGACAAAAGGCUGAAAUGUUGUCUGAAAGUAUAUAUUUGAAUAGGAAGAGAUUGGUCUCUUGUGUAGAAGGGGAGACAAUUUUGAAUGACGUUAAAGCAAAAGUGUCUACGCUGAUCCCAAGGUUUGAACUUUGACGCAUCACUGGAUCAUGUUUCUCAUGUUCUUGACACCAAAGGAGAAAAAAGUGUGCUUUGGACAUAGUAGUAGCAACUUUAAUUCCUGAAUUCCUUUCUUUUUUCCACUUCCCUUUUUUGGGGGUUUUCGCAGAGUCAAAUAUAACUAGUGUGGAAAAGACAUUGAAAAGAACCAAAAGGUUAUAUUUUCCUCUUUCAUCCUUGUUAAAUGUAAGCUUCCGAUAGAUAUUUUUGAUUCUUAUUUUUAUGGAAAACUA
Molecule: messenger RNA, 1992 nt
Organism: Solanum dulcamara
Lineage: Eukaryota; Viridiplantae; Streptophyta; Magnoliopsida; Solanales; Solanaceae
Product: probable E3 ubiquitin-protein ligase LUL4
Exons: 4
Coding region: 89-1237 (382 amino acids)
Biological process (GO): protein ubiquitination
Molecular function (GO): ubiquitin protein ligase activity
Source: RefSeq, a predicted model, not a curated record